UGCAGCUGCAGUAGUGUGGUUGGUUGGUGGUGAGUAUCCAGCAGUGUGCUCCCGUAGUCACAUCACACACACACGAGACAGUUGCUCUCUCCCUCUUCGCCGACAGGAUUGUGAAGAGCCGAGGACAGAGACAAGUGAAAGAGGAAGUGAGGCGAAGGACAUAGAGAGGCACGAUGGUCAACUUCACGCUGUACUCGCUGUUCUCCGUGCUGGUCCACCCCGCCGAGCACCCGCCCCACGUCAGCCACCUCUGCAAGGCCCCGACGCCUCUGUACCUGCGGGAUCCUCACACGCUGCCAGCCACCGACUACCACCGCGAGGCCACCAGGAUCCUCGCAGAACGCAAAUGGCCACUUACUGACAACGUCGAGUACUUAAGAACGUGGAAGGAAAAGUUCAGCCAAGCCCGCGCCUCCAAGACGCCGGGCAAGGCACCACCAGGGUCACGCUCUCCGCCUGCGCCGGGUCCAGGGAACCAGAGCGUGCAGUCCUGGCGACACAUCCCGCGUGACCCCUUCUUCUACGUCACUGAGGAGGAGUUAGAGAUUGCUUUCAACACGGCCAAAACGGAGUACAGUCUCCUACGUCAGUUGGAGGUGCUGCUGAAAAGCAUGAACCUGUCGCUGCUCGCAAACUCGGCCGCCUACAUCCACCAGCGCCUUUUCCGCCGGACACACCCUAGGACAAGGCUCCUCUCCAGACUGGGCUUCAUCAUGGACUUCGCCACGCUCGCCCUUCUCGACAACAUGGAAAGAUCACACCCCGUCGCGAGGCAGGUGGCUUCCUUUGACUUGCAGCUGCUGGGAGAUCUAAACCUGUGUAAGAAGGAAAAGCCAGGUCCAGACCCAGGCCCGUGUGACCCCACAGCCCGCUUCAGGACCAUCGACGCCACCUGCAACAACCUACAAAACCCUGACUGGGGCGCCACCUUCACCUCCUUCAGACGUGUGGCGCCCCCGGACUAUGGCGAUGGGGUGAGCUCGCUACGCCUGGCCAGUGACGGGAAGCCUCUGCCCAGCGCCCGCCUCGUCAGCACCACCAUCAACCCGCCGGAGAAGAGCGGCCCCGUCUGCUUAAACUUCCUCUUCCUCACCUUCGGCCAGUUUAUUGACCACGACCUCACCAACACGCCAGUUACCAAAGGUGAGAACGAUACCACGAUUCCCUGCUGCAUGAAGCAAGUGUGGGAGAACCCAGAUUUGCUUCACCCGGAAUGCGCCCCGAUCUUCAUCCCCGUCGACGAUCGCUUUUUCUCCAUAUAUGCAGAGACCUGCAUGGAGUUUGUGCGCUCCGUUCCCGCCGAAAGGUGUUCGUUAGGGCCUCGGAAACAAGUCAACCAGAUCACAGCCUACCUGGAUGGCUCCAACGUCUACGGCAGCACUGAGGAGGAGCUCGAGAAUCUCAGGGAGAGAAAAGGCGGACGAUUGUUGACAAUGACCGUGAACGGCGAGGAGCUCCUGCCGCCCUCCCUUGACCUUAACGAUGGCUGCAACACGGAGGAGAGGAUUGCGAAGGGCGAGUUCUGCUUCAUAUCAGGUGACGACCGCGUGAACGAGCAGGUGGUGCUGACGCUGAUGCACACGAUAUGGACGCUGGAGCAUAACAGGGUGGCGGCGGCGCUGGCGGCCAUCAACCACAAGUGGUCUGACGAGCAGCUCUUCCAGGAGGCGCGGCGCAUCGUGGUGGCCGAGUACCAGCAGAUUGUGUACAACGAGUUCCUGCCCAUCGUGUUAGGAAAGACACUGGUCGAGAGGCUGGGCUUGUUACCUCUGACGGAUGGGCGACAAACCGACAUCUACGACCCGACAGUCAACGCUCAGAUGGCCAACGAGUUCUCCACCGCAGCCUAUCGUUUCGGACACAGCAUGCUUCCGAAACGAGUGCAAGAACUCAGCAAGGAGGGGAAGACAAGUGCAAGUGAACUUAGCGCCGUUUUAUUCAAGCCUUUCUCACUGUACGUUUCGGGCGGCACGGAGCGGCUUACAAGGGGAGCCAACUCUCUGAACGUGCUGGAGGUAGACUCCCUAUUCUCGGACCAGAUUACGAAUAAGCUGUUCCGCAGGAAAAGGCAGUUUGGCAUGGAUCUCGUGUCCCUCAACAUUCAACGUGGCCGGGAUCAUGGGAUUGCCUCCUAUCUGGUGGUACGGGAGGCGUGUGGACUACCCAGCGCAAAGUCAUUCGCCGACCUAGAGCCAUUCCUCCUGCCCGGGGCACUCGCCAGGCUGCAGAGAGUGUACAGAAAUGUCAAGGAUAUCGACCUGUUCGCCGGCGGGGUCUCGGAGAAACUAGUCGGCGGGGGGCAAGUGGGCGCAACCUUCUCAUGCCUCAUCUCUGACCAGUUCCUGAGACUCAAAACUGGAGACCGAUUCUACUUCGAGGAUAAAAACAAUCCUGGAGCUUUCACACGAGACCAGCUGAGAGAAAUCCACGGGGCGUCAAUGGCUCGCAUCCUCUGUGACAACGUCCGUGGCCUCCACAAGGUGUCACGCUGGCCGCUCCAGGUGCCCUCCGCCUUCAACCCCGUUUUGCCCUGCGACUCCGACUGCAUCCCCUCCGUUGACCUCUCCCUAUUCAAAGACAAGCACUGACCAGCUAACUGACACAGGGGCAACCUCUAACAUUUUAUCUACUUACUGCGCCAUUCUCUCUCUCUCUCUCUCUCUCUCUCUCUCUCUCUCUCUCUCUCUCUCUCUCUCUCUCUCUCUCUCUCUCUCUCUCUCUCUCUCUCUCUCUCUCUCACAUACACACACUCGCGGUGUCAAGACGUGUCACAUGGCGCCACAGGGUCAGCCUGUUGACCCCUUUUCUUUUUUUUCUCCUUCGCUCCCCAUUCCCCCGCCCCUUCCCAUUGUUUUUAAGGUACUCAUUAUUACAAAGAACACUUGUGAGAUGUUGUAACAUUAUACAGACAUACAGUGAGUGCAGUAUGUUAGUGGUGCUGGAAGGGUAGUGAGAGCUGAGUCGCCAACGCCUCGUCAUCCACCGUGGACACGCUCAAGCUCCGGAGGACGAAAUCACCCAGCAGCAGAGGAGGGUCAGUUCAGGUGGCAGGCAGUGAGGCAGCCUCGUCACUCAAGUUUGGAGCAAGAUGUACGGCACCUUCGUUAACGCUGUGCACUUGUUCCGAAAAACAGAAAUAACAACCAACCGGACAGCAACCACCACCUGUGUCUCGCCGGCCCAGGCUUAGCACCUCCUUACUAAGCAUGGGUAUCCCUGAGUGACCUCCUAAAUACUGCCCAUCUGCAUCCCUCUGGGACCUCACCGCCAUCUGGAAGAAUCUGCGCCCCCCCUCCCCCACCCCCGGCACCACCACAUUGCACUCCAUCCCACUCAACCCCUCCCAUCACUCCUAUGAAAAAAGUAGAACUCCUCUUAAAAUAUGGCUGGGGUGGGGCGAGCGUAGGGGAAUCCCGUUGUAGAGCGCUGUCACGUUUUUUAAUGCGCAUUGUAGAAAUGUUUCAAUAUAAGUAAAGCCAUGGCAGAUAUGAUCAGGAAAUAUGCAUACACAUUUAAUCUUAGUAUUAUAAUGUAUGAAGGCACAGUAAACCUAUAAUGGAUAAGAUAUUUAUAAUCAUAUAAAGAAACGUGGCUUACAUAUUAUACAGUGUUGUUAAUAAAAUGCAGUACCUA
Messenger RNA from Eriocheir sinensis (Chinese mitten crab), 3633 nucleotides. RefSeq names its product peroxidase-like. The record is from RefSeq and is a predicted model, not a curated record. NCBI's taxonomy places the organism in Eukaryota, Metazoa, Arthropoda, Malacostraca, Decapoda, Varunidae. Gene Ontology annotation, biological process: response to oxidative stress. The transcript has 15 exons. Gene Ontology annotation, molecular function: peroxidase activity; heme binding. Bases 174 to 2588 code for a protein of 804 amino acids.